This is a messenger RNA of Knipowitschia caucasica, 906 nucleotides long. The record is from the annotation of a GenBank genome assembly. Lineage: Eukaryota; Metazoa; Chordata; Actinopteri; Gobiiformes; Gobiidae.
AUGGGAGUGCACCCAGCAUUGCCAGUGGAUGGCGCCACUGUGAUCCUGGGCAAUGAUAUUGCAGGUAGCCGGGUCUGGGCUGAUGUGCCUCCUCCAGUCCAGGUGUCCGAUUCGCCUGUGUGCCAGUUCUUCCAUUUUCCACUGUCCUGGUGGUGGAGCAGAGAAUGGAAGCUGCUGGAGGAGGAAGUCCAGUAUGUGGUGGUGUUGCUGUUCCUUCUCACUCUAGCAGGGCUUCACAAUAUUUGCCGGUACCAAGCUUGGAUGAAGCAGCUGGAGACUACAGGGACUGCUGUGGUCUGGAAGCUGGUGCCAGGUCCAUUUUGGUGGAAGCGUGGAUGCUUCAGCCCACCGUGCAAGCGACACUUGGACGGCACGGUGGAGACCCCAAGUCCCGGGGACAACGUUUUUUGUGAGGUUUGGCUGGUGUUUUUCCACUGGGGGCGGGGCUUCUUGAUCCCCCUCCACCAUGGUGUUGGUGGGAGGAGCCUCGGCCUCUGCUCCUCCACCAGCCUCUCUGUGGGAGUGGCCUCCGCAGGCCCCAACUCCCCCUGCUGUUGUGUGGAUGGGAUCUCCGCAGGCCCCUCCCCCUCUCCCGCCUCACCCCUCUCCUCUCCUCUAGUGGGGGGUUUUGGCGGGAGAUUUGAAUUUCCCAGCCCCACCUCUCCAAUCAACUCUUCAGUUGUGCCCGUGCUCCCCACAAUGCCGGCAGAGCUUGGGUUGUCCUUGAAAUUCCACAACAAAUUGGCGUCAACGAACAGUCCCAUCAUCAUGGAGGGGGUCCGCUGCGGUUGGAAUCAGGAAGGGUAUAGCUCCCCGACUCCAGUGACUCGGUCUUCCCCUCUCAACGUUCGAGCUAAAGGAGGACUCCUGCCUCCAUACCUGGCGGAUCCGCUCAGCGCAUGGUGA